Messenger RNA from Alnus glutinosa, 3219 nucleotides. Its product is annotated as alanine--tRNA ligase. The transcript is spliced from 23 exons. Gene Ontology annotation, molecular function: nucleic acid binding; amino acid binding; alanine-tRNA ligase activity. The coding region runs from base 41 to 3085 and encodes 1014 amino acids. The record is from RefSeq and is a predicted model, not a curated record. Lineage: Eukaryota; Viridiplantae; Streptophyta; Magnoliopsida; Fagales; Betulaceae. Gene Ontology annotation, biological process: alanyl-tRNA aminoacylation; tRNA modification. Gene Ontology annotation, cellular component: mitochondrion; chloroplast; cytoplasm.
GGAGCUAUUGGCGUAUAAAAAAAGUAUUAGAUAGCGUUGAAUGACUUGGGGAUUCUUUGUCAACGCAAGGAUUCUCUGUAACCCUAUACCUCUUCUUACCUCGCCGCCAUUCCAUUUUCACUCUUCCAAACGCUGUCUUCUCAGCAGGCUCCGUGUAUUAUCUGUUGGCUCUUUCGCUUCGUUCUCUUCCCUCGCUACGACGUCGGUUUCUCCCAACAUGCCGGGUGUCGAAUCCGAAGUUGUGGAGUGGCCGGCGAACCGCGUGCGGGAAACGUUCAUCAAGUUCUUCGAGGAGAAAAACCAUGUCGACUGGAGGUCAAGCCCGGUUGUGCCGGUCAAUGAUCCGACUCUACUCUUCGCUAAUGCUGGUAUGAAUCAGUUCAAGCCCAUCUUCUUGGGGACAGCUGACCCUAACACUUCCUUAAGCAAACUGACUCGUGCAUGCAACACCCAAAAAUGCAUUCGAGCUGGUGGAAAGCACAAUGAUCUUGAUGAUGUAGGGAAAGACACAUACCACCACACCUUCUUUGAGAUGCUUGGCAAUUGGUCAUUUGGAGAUUACUUUAAAAAAGAAGCCAUUGAAUGGGGUUGGGAACUUCUUACAGAGGUUUAUAAACUACCUAAAGAUCGGUUCUAUGCCACGUAUUUUGGCGGUGAUGAGAAAUUGGGCCUUGCUCCUGAUGCUGAAGCUAGAGAUCUAUGGCUUAAAUUUUUACCACCAGGACGUGUGCUGCCUUUUGGGUGUAAAGACAAUUUCUGGGAGAUGGGUGAUACUGGUCCUUGUGGACCUUGCACAGAAAUUCAUUAUGAUAGAAUUGGCAACAGAGAUGCUGCAUCAUUAGUUAACAAUGAUGAUCCUACGUGCAUUGAGAUUUGGAACCUUGUCUUUAUUCAGUUCAAUAGGGAAAGUGAUGGUUCCUUAAAACCUCUGCCUUCUAAGCAUGUUGAUACUGGCAUGGGCUUUGAAAGAUUGACUUCGGUACUUCAGAACAAGAUGAGCAAUUAUGAUACUGAUGUGUUCAUGCCCAUCUUUGAUGCAAUCCAACAGGCAACUGGGGCUCGAUCAUAUUCUGGGAAAGUUGGACCAGAUGAUCUAGAUAGAGUUGACAUGGCCUACAGGGUUGUUGCAGAUCACAUUAGAACUCUUUCAUUUGCCAUUGCUGAUGGGUCUUGUCCAGGCAAUGAGGGCCGUGAAUAUGUUUUGAGGCGUAUUCUUCGUAGGGCUGUUCGUUAUGGAAGUGAGGUCUUAAAAGCUCAAGAAGGAUUUUUCAAUGGGCUUGUAGACAUUGUGGUGAAAGUGAUGGGUGAUGUUUUUCCGGAGCUAAAACAAAAUGAAGUGCGCAUUAGAGGCAUAAUUGCAGAAGAGGAGGCAAGUUUCGGCAAAACUUUGCUCAAGGGAAUUGAGAAAUUUAAGAAGGCUGCUCAGGAUGUUCAAGGGAAGAUAUUAAGUGGGCAGGAUGCAUUUGUUUUGUGGGACACAUAUGGGUUCCCAUUAGAUUUGACCCAGUUGAUGGCUGAAGAAAGGGGCCUACUGGUUGAUGUUGAGGGUUUUAAUAAUGCCAUGGAUGAGGCAAGAGAAAGAUCAAGGAAUGCUCAAAAUAAGCAAGCUGGUGGUGCUAUUGUUAUGGAUGCUGAUGCUACCGCUGCAUUGCACAAAAUAGGGGUUGCUGCUACAGAUGAUUCCUUCAAAUUUAUUUGGUUAAAGGACCAUGAAAGUGUUAUAAGAGCAAUUUACACUGGUUCCCAGUUCUUGGAAAGUGUUGGUCAUGGCAGUGAAGUUGGUAUAGUUCUGGAAUCUACAAGUUUCUAUGCUGAGCAAGGUGGUCAGAUUUUUGAUACUGGAUCACUUGACGGCCCCUUCGGCUCAUUUCAAGUUUCUAAUGUUCAAAUUUAUGGAGGUUUCGUUCUUCAUAUUGGUUCUUUUUCUGGAGAGACUGGCAAAUUCCUCGUGGGUGACAAAGUAAUUUGUAAGGUCGACUACGACAGGCGUAGGCUUGUUGCCCCUAAUCAUACGUGCACUCAUAUGUUGAACUUUGCUCUCCGGGAAGUACUUGGAAAUCAUGUGGACCAGAAGGGUUCUAUUGUUCUUCCUGAAAAAUUAAGAUAUGAUUUUUCGCAUGGCAAGCCGGUAGAUCCUGGUCAUUUGAGAAGGAUUGAGUCAAUUGUGAAUGAGCAAAUAAAAGCUGAACUAGAUGUAUUUGCUAAGGAGGCAAGCCUUGCUGAAGCCAAGCGUAUCAAUGGUUUACGAGCUGUUUUUGGUGAAGUGUAUCCGGAUCCAGUUAGAGUUGUGGCAAUCGGACGUAAAGUUGAGGACCUUCUGGCUGAUCCAGAGAACUACGAGUGGUCAUCCAUUUCUGCAGAACUCUGUGGAGGGACGCAUAUAUCAAAUACACGGGAAGCUAAGGCAUUUGCCCUAUUAUCUGAGGAGGGAAUUGCCAAGGGAAUUCGAAGGAUAACUGCUGUCACAACUGACUGUGCUUUUAAGGCAAUGGAAUUAGCAUACUCGCUUGAGCAGGAAGUAAAUGAUGCAUCAAAGAUAGAAGCAAGCCUGCUGGAAAAGAUAGUAGCUUCUUUGAAAAGUCGUGUGGACUCGGCACCUAUUCCAGCAGCCAAGAAAGCAGAUAUCAGGGCUAAGAUUGCCAUACUUCAGAAUCAAGUGAGAAAGGUACAAAAAAAGAUUGCCGAAGAAAAUAUACAGAAAGCAGUCAAGGUCGCAACUGAGACGGCUGAAGUUGCUGCUUCAGAUGGGAAGGUCUUCUGUGUAUCCCGUGUUGACGUUGGUUUGGAUGCAGCUGCAGUUCGUGAAGCAGUUCUAAAAGUCUUAGAACAGAAGGGAAUAUCUGCUAUGGUUUUCAGUACAGAUGAAACCACUAACAAGGCUGUGGUGUGUGCUGGGGUGCCGGAGAUGGGAGAUAAGGGGAAGCAUUUGGAGGUGUCAGAGUGGUUGACAGCUGCUUUGGAGCCUCUCAAAGGACGAUGUGGUAAAGGAAAAGGUGGUCUUGCAUCAGGACAGGGGACAGAUGCAUCACAUAUAGAUGAGGCAAUCAAUUUGGCAACAACAUUUGCAGCGAUGAAGUUGAGAUGAUAUAUUAUGCAGAGUUUGCUUCCUAUAGAAGAAACAUGGCUUCAUUUCCAACUUAUAGAAAUUCAAAACUGGGAACUAAAAUGAGACACUGGAUUGGCCAAUUAUUAAUUUCGAUAUUCUUACUUUGCUCUAAA